ACAAAUAAAAAAGAAAGAAAAAAAGAAGAGUAGUUAGAAGACAACACAGAGAAGCAAAAUACAUAGUUUUGACCCCUAAAGCCAUCGGCGUCAUCACCAUCGAUCAUAUCUCCCUCUCCAAAACCCUAACAAUUUGAUUUAAUUGUAUUUCUAGAGAGAGAUAAAGAAUGGAUCCAGGGGAGUUGUGGGCGAUCUUUGGUCCUGGUUUCGCUGGUGCUGUAUUUGGUGCUGGUUGGUGGUUUUGGGUUGAUGCCGUUGUUUGCAGCGCUGUUGCUGUCUCUUUCGUUCAUUACCUCCCUGGUAUCUUUGCUUCCUUUGCAGCUUUGAUGUUCAAUUGUGUUAGGAAAGAAGAUAUUGAUUACUCUCCCUAUGAAGAAGGAGAGUGGAGAUUGAAGCUUUGGCUCUUCUUUGCAUACGUUGUUUCCUUCGUAUCCCUGGCAGCAUCGGUAGGUCUAUUGAUACAAGAUGCGCUUGUGGAAACUGGCCCCUCUGCCUGGACAGGCACGGCUGGUGUCUUGCAGUGUGUUUUCGUCUUGAUCAGUGGCCUCGUGUACUGGACGUCGCAUACAGAGUAACUGGGACGAACUGCAGUAAAUUCUGAGAGCAAAUUAUCAUCGUCUAUAGUUGUCCAAUUCAGCAAGUCCAAAGCAAAAAUAGAAAAUGCAAAAAGGUUUCAUCUAUCUUAAGUUGUUUUUCGUUCUGGAUGUUGGUGCAAUUUAUGUAAAUGUAUGUGUGGAGUUGAUUCUAUUUCAUGCUAACUGGGAGGUCUGGGAUGUAUUAAUUCCACUCUUGAUACAUAUGGUGGUUGUGGGGGUAAUGGAUGUUCUUCUUCGUGCAAGCUAUAAAAAGUUUUCGGGUUAGUAUCUUGAGAGUAAUUUUGCACGCAGACAACUUUUAAGAGUAAAUAUAAAAUAUACUGUAGAAAAUUAAGAGUAAGUUGGUAUUUAAGUUGAA
This is a messenger RNA of Papaver somniferum (opium poppy), 954 nucleotides long. Its product is annotated as transmembrane protein 50A-like. The record is from RefSeq and is a predicted model, not a curated record. Bases 168 to 575 code for a protein of 135 amino acids. The transcript is spliced from 4 exons. Lineage: Eukaryota; Viridiplantae; Streptophyta; Magnoliopsida; Ranunculales; Papaveraceae. Gene Ontology annotation, biological process: late endosome to vacuole transport via multivesicular body sorting pathway; protein targeting to vacuole.